Messenger RNA from Didymodactylos carnosus, 1911 nucleotides. Lineage: Eukaryota; Metazoa; Rotifera; Eurotatoria; Philodinida; Philodinidae. The record is from the annotation of a GenBank genome assembly.
UUCAUAAUACGACUCCGUGGUAUUUCCACAGCUGUUCAUUUAACAAUAUUUGUUAAAGACUGAUACAGUACAGAUUAAGUUAGAAGAUUUUGAUGUGAUGGGUUUGAAAGCUCAUUAAUCUCCUCUUCUUGUGAUGAGAAUAUUCGAUAAGCACACAGUGGACUCUUUCAAUCUACAAUUAUUUAAACUUUUGAUUCAGAAUUUGCGUUUCCCAUAAAAGAAAUUAAUUUGUGAGACAAUAUGAGCGCAUUACACAUAAAUUAUGCUUUAAACUGUUUACAGUAUUGCUCCUCUACAAAUUUACAUUCAUUUUGAUUACAAAUGACUAAAAAGAAUAGUUCUUGAUACACGAGAAAAUUCACAUCUAAGUAUAAAUUUUAUAUAGUUGUUUGUCCAGAAGAUUCUAAUGAUUCAUCAAGAUUUAUGGAUUUAUGGUAUACAUUUGUUGAUCCUUAUGCCACUGAAGUAGAUGAAAUGGGUACCGAUGAAGCAAACAAAUCUGUUGGUGUAUUACGAAUUAAAGAUGGACGAAAAAUUAUUGAUGCUUAUGAAUGGAAACAUGAUAAUGAUGUCCAUUUAUUAGCGCAAAAUGAUGAAUUAAUUAUUUAUGAAUUACAUGUGGGAGAUUUUCAUGAAAAAUUUAAAGAUUUAACAACUAAAAUUGAACAUUUUAAAUCAUUAGGAAUUAAUGCCAUUAUUUUAAUGCCUAUUCGACAAACUGUACAAUAUUCAUGGGGCUAUAAUCCACGUUAUAGUUUUGCCAUUGAACACACGUUUGGUACCACAUAUGAAUUUAAAGAAAUGAUUGAUAAUAUGCAUGCAAAUGGUAUUCGAGUUCUUGUUGAUGGUGUUUAUAAUCAUGCCGAUGUUUCGUCACCAUUAGCUCAAAUAGAUCAUGAUUAUUGGUUUCAUCAUGAACCAAAAGAUAUUCAGAAUUCUUGGGGACCAGAAUGGAAUUAUCAACAUUAUGAUGCUAAAUAUAAUGUUUGGCCGGCACGUAAAUAUGUUGGAGACUGUAUACGUUAUCUGGUACAAGAAUUUCAUAUUGAUGGUCUUCGAUUUAGUUCAGCUAGAUUUAUACAAAAUUUUGAAUUUUUGACAUUAAUUACUCAAGAUGUUAAAAAAUUAGCCGGAAAUAAACCAUUUUAUUGUGCAGCUGAAUAUAUACCAGAAGAUCCAAUAAUAACUGUAGCAAAAAAUGGUCCAAUGGAUGGUCUCUGGCAUGAAAAAUUUUACACAACUAUUAAAGAUAUUUUAAUUAUGAAUGAUGAUAAUAAUCGCGUUUCUUUAGAUCAAUUGAAGUUAGUUAUUGAUGGUCGUCUACAAGGUUAUUCAUCAAUACAAAAUUUAGUCAAUUAUUUAAGUAAUCAUGAUCAUAAUCGAUUUUGUUAUGACAUAUUUACUCAUAUCAAAGACGAACAAACGGCUAUCAAUCGUUUAAAAUUAGGUUUAUUAUUAUUAACAACAUCAACUGGCAAUAUUUUAUUGUGGAUGGGUGAUGAAUAUGGUGAAAUGAAAGCAAAAUCAAUUGAACAAUCAAAAUUAGAUUGGACUCUAAUACCGACAAAUGAUUUUAAUAAGAAUCUAUUUUCAUUAUGGUCAAAAAUGUUACAUAUAAGACAAAAAUACAUGCAUAUAUUUAAAACAUUAAAUUUAAAAUUUAUUCAUGAAAAUAGUGAUCAACAAUUAUUAGUUUAUGAUCGUUAUGAAAAUAAUGAACAUAUUCUUAUAAUAAUUAAUUUUGGUUCAUUAGUUAAAAAUUAUACAAUAUCAAAUAUACCAUCGAAAGGAAUAUGGACAGAUUUAUUAUCAGAACAUAAUUAUCAUUUAAUGGAUGAAAGUAAUCAAUUAACAUUUGAUGUUAUUGAGGAAAAACAAGGAUUUAUACUCAUAUUAAAUCGACAACAAUAG